Molecule: messenger RNA, 1856 nt
Organism: Motacilla alba alba
Lineage: Eukaryota; Metazoa; Chordata; Aves; Passeriformes; Motacillidae
Exons: 3
Coding region: 728-1477 (249 amino acids)
Source: RefSeq, a predicted model, not a curated record
GCUAGCUGCUGAAGUGCCUCCGGCUAGCUGUUGCCGCCUCCUCCCCACGGCUGGGGGAGUAGAGGAUUUUAGGACAGCAGCGCGGCACCCACCCAAGGGACCAAAGGCAUCCAGGGGAACCUUGGGUAUUUGAUAAGAUUCUAAAAUAACUGUUGCUGCGGUGCAGACAUCCACACCUGCUGAUCCGCAUCACAGACUUCCUUCUCCAGUUUAUAUGAAAUAGGUUGAUGGGCGUUAUGAGUAACACCCCUUAGGGAAAGCCUAAGGACCCCCUGGCAAAGCUGCAGCACCUGCCGUGUCCUGUCCCGUGGGCCCCACAGGGACAAGAGCAGAUGCCUGACUGGGAACCAGCUCAACACCACUUGCCCCUGAGCGCCCUGCGGCAUCAGCAGAGCCAGAGGAGCCCCCUCUGCGAUCCCCCGGACGCCGCAAAGAGGCAGGCUCACACAUUGCCGCGCUGCUGUCCCAAAAACCCCUCUACUCCCCCUCAGGCGCGGGGGAGGAGGCGGCACUGGCUAGCCAUAGGCACUUCAGCAGCUAGCAGCGGGGUGCACUACCCAGAUGCGUCUGGGACGUCCAGGUAGCGCCUUCGUCAGGAAGGAUCAGCGGUUGGGGGCGGCGAAAGAGACGAAGUAUUAAGGAAAAGAGGGUCUUCUCCAAGUGGUGCAGUCCAGAGCCUUUAUUUGUCUCUAGGGGAGUCCACAGGGGGAAGACAAAGAGAAACGAAAUGCAAGGGUAUAUAAAGGGGGUGGCACACACACAUGGAUACAUUACAUUAACCAAUGAGGAAAAACUAAGGAGGGGAAUUGCUAUUGACCGACAUGACAAGCAACCAAUGCUUUCGCUUCCCACCAGAAAUGCCCGGGUUCCUUCGGACGCACGUUCACCGGGAAUGAGGGGAGCAUCCACAAAGGUGAUAAGGAGGGGCCACGGCUACGAGAAGCCACCGGCCUCCCGCCGGCCGUGUCAGCAGUCGCGCGAAAGGGGAGGGGCGCGGCGCCGAGAGAGGCACGGCCCGCCGAGCCACGUCAUUGCGGGGCGGCACAAGGGAAUCCGGCACAGCCCUGAGGAGCGUCUGACCCGGGACGCGAGACGCUCCAGCGGGCACCGCCCCUGCCGAGUGGAGCGGGGCAGGCUGCCCGCCCGGCGGAGCGGGGCCUGCCGGAGCACUGACCGAUGCCCCGCCCCCAGCUGCUUCCACCGACUGCGCGUGCCCGCACGGCUGCGCAGGGCCAGCUCCCCCUCUCCCGCCGACGAGCCUGACCUGGAGGCGGGUGAGCCUGCCCCUGCCGCGCUCAGGGGGAACUUCGUGGAAACGCCGCAUUUGGGACAAAAAGUUGUCACCGAACCAGACUCAAGCAGAGGUGGAGGCUGGCCCAGAGGCUCCCAAGCGCCGGGAAGGCGCAAAGGGAGAGCGGUACCCCCCCCCCGCCCCGCAGCCUGUGCAGGGCAGGACGGGGUGGGGACGCCCGGCUGACUCCCCGAGCCCCCAGAGGCCCGCGGCGCUCCGCCCCCUGGACUCGGGACCGGCUGGCCGGGAGCUGCCACUCCCGAGAUGGAUCCGUCUCCCAGCAUACCAUCCCGGGGCGGGGGGGGGAAGGCCCCAUAUCGUACAGAAACCCCAAGUCCCCCUUGUCCCCAGACGAGACGGAGAGGUCCCCCUGGGAACUCCGAGGGCUGCACAAACCAGACCCCCGCCAAACCACCUCACACUUUUUCCACAGCACCAGUGUGAGAUACAAAGCUGUAUUUCGUGUCAGGUACAUACAGGCAGCGUGUGUGCUUGUGAUUGUGAUAUGUAUGGAAACUGAUCAUGGGACAAUUAAAGGAUGAAUUCCAAAAAAAUAACUGAGGGA